ACAAGGCGAUCGAAAUUCAGAGUGAUCUUGAAGUUGGAGAAAAGAGAAAAGUAAAAUGCAGUCAAUGAAGGAAACAGCAGCCAACAUGGCAGCCUCUACUAAAGCUGGAAUGGAGAAGACGAAGGCCACUGUGCAAGAGAAGGUGGACAAGAUGCAAGCUCAUUCUCCAAUGGAGAAAGCAGCGGCGACUGAAAAGAAAGAAGAGAGGCUAACACAAGCAGAAAUCAACAAGCUGGAUGCCAUGAAGCAGAAUGCAGCUGCAAGACAUAAUUCACCCCAAGUUGGUGGCAGCAAUCCAGGUUUCACAGCUGCGACCGCUAGUCCAGCCAGCGGAGUCCAACAGAUGUCGGCAAUGCCGGGACAUGGCACUGGGCAGCCCACGGGUGGGUACGUAGCUGAAGGGGUUGUGGAGUCUCACCCAAUCGGAUUAGAUAGUGGGACGGGGCAAACCAUGGCCCAUAACACACGGGCCGGAGGGAACCCACCGGGUCCAUACCACAGUACCGGUGGCACGUAUAAUUAAAAGAGUGUUGAAUGUGAAGUGGGUUAUGGGGCUUUACAUUUGACAUUGCCUUUUAAGGGAGGAGAAGGUUGUUUUGUAUUCUCCUAUCGAAAGUAUUUUUUGUGUUUUUGUCGUUUUCUUUACUUGAAAUUUAAUAAAGAGUUGUGAUACUUGUGAAAACCGUUUUAAUUUA
This is a messenger RNA of Mangifera indica (mango), 695 nucleotides long. Its product is annotated as 18 kDa seed maturation protein-like. Bases 56 to 523 code for a protein of 155 amino acids. The transcript is spliced from 2 exons. Gene Ontology annotation, biological process: embryo development ending in seed dormancy. The record is from RefSeq and is a predicted model, not a curated record. NCBI's taxonomy places the organism in Eukaryota, Viridiplantae, Streptophyta, Magnoliopsida, Sapindales, Anacardiaceae.